UUGUUCCUGUUCUGCAGGGUCUUCGUGGUUCUGAGAAUGUUCGGGGCCAAGCUCUUGCCGCGGGUCCCACUGGGCCACUCUGGCUGGCCGACUUUCUCUGCUCAUUCUGCCUCCUUCUGCUAAGUUUCCAUAUUUGGGUAUUUCAGAUUUACUUUCAUGAGAACUCAGUUAUCUCGCUGUGGCACCAGGCGAGCGUUGAGAAUGGCUUAUUCAGAAGAACAUAGAGGUAUGCCCUGUGGUUUCAUCCGCCAGAAUUCCGGCAACUCCAUUUCCUUGGACUUCGAGCCCAAUAUAGAGUACCAGUUUGUGGAGCGGUUGGAAGAGCGCUACAAAUGUGCCUUCUGCCGCUCGGUGCUUCACAACCCCCACCAGACAGGAUGUGGGCACCGCUUCUGCCAGCACUGCAUCCUGUCCCUGAGAGAAUUAAACACAGUGCCAAUCUGCCCUGUAGACAAAGAGGUCAUCAAAUCUCAGGAGGUUUUUAAAGACAAUUGCUGCAAAAGAGAAGUCCUCAACUUGUAUGUAUAUUGCAGCAAUGCUCCUGGAUGUAAUGCCAAGGUUAUUCUGGGCCGGUACCAGGAUCACCUUCAGCAGUGCUUAUUUCAAGCUGUGCAGUGUUCUAAUGAGAACUGCCAGGAACCAGUCCUACGGAAAGACCUGAAAGAGCAUUUGAGUGCAUACUGUCAGUUUCGAGAGGAAAAAUGCCUUUAUUGCAAAAAGGAUGUGGUAGUCAUCAAUCUACAGAAUCAUGAGGAAAACUUGUGUCCUGAAUACCCAGUAUUUUGUCCCAACAAUUGUGCGAAGAUUAUUCUAAAAACUGAGGUGGAUGAACACCUGGCUGUAUGUCCUGAAGCUGAGCAAGACUGUCCUUUUAAGCACUAUGGCUGUGCUGUAACGGAUAAACGGAGGAACCUGCAGGAACAUGAGCAUUCAGCCUUACGGGAGCACAUGCGUUUGGUUUUAGAAAAGAACGUCCAAUUAGAAGAACAGAUUUCUGAUUUACAUAAGAGCCUAGAACAGAAAGAAAGUAAAAUCCAGCAGCUAGCAGAAACUAUAAAGAAACUUGAAAAGGAGUUCAAGCAGUUUGCACAGUUGUUUGGCAAAAAUGGAAGCUUCCUCCCAAACAUCCAGGUUUUUGCCAGUCACAUUGACAAGUCAGCUUGGCUAGAAGCUCAAGUGCAUCAAUUAUUACAAAUGGUUAACCAGCAACAAAAUAAAUUUGACCUGAGGCCUUUGAUGGAAGCAGUUGAUACAGUGAAACAGAAAAUUACCCUGCUAGAAAACAAUGAUCAAAGAUUAGCUGUUUUAGAAGAGGAAACUAACAAACAUGAUACCCACAUUAAUAUUCAUAAAGCACAGCUGAAUAAAAAUGAAGAGCGAUUUAAACUGCUGGAGGGUACUUGCUAUAAUGGAAAGCUCAUUUGGAAGGUGACAGAUUACAAGAUGAAGAAGAGGGAGGCAGUGGAUGGGCACACAGUGUCCAUCUUCAGCCAGUCCUUCUACACCGGCCGCUGUGGCUACCGGCUCUGUGCUAGAGCAUACCUGAAUGGGGAUGGGUCAGGGAAGGGGACACACCUGUCCCUAUACUUUGUGGUCAUGCGAGGAGAGUUUGACUCACUGUUGCAGUGGCCAUUCAGGCAGAGGGUGACACUGAUGCUUCUGGACCAGAGUGGCAAAAAGAACAUUAUGGAGACCUUCAAGCCUGACCCCAAUAGCAGCAGCUUUAAAAGACCUGAUGGGGAGAUGAACAUUGCCUCUGGCUGUCCCCGCUUUGUGGCUCAUUCUGUUUUGGAGAAUGCCAAGAACGCCUACAUUAAAGAUGACACUCUGUUCUUGAAAGUGGCCGUGGACUUAACUGACCUGGAGGAUCUCUAAUCACUGUUUAUGGGGUGAUAAGAGGACUUUUUGGGGCCAGAACCGUGGAGUAGAGCACAUUUGAUUAUCAUAUUGACCUGGAUUUAGACUCAAAGCACAUUUGUAUUUGCCUUUUUCCUUAACGUUUGAAGUCAGUUUAAAACUUCUGAAGUGC
Macaca mulatta (Rhesus monkey) is the source of this 2029-nucleotide messenger RNA. The record is from RefSeq and is a predicted model, not a curated record. Lineage: Eukaryota; Metazoa; Chordata; Mammalia; Primates; Cercopithecidae.